CGAAAUUAGCUCUAUCCAAUCAGUUCUAGUUUCAUAGUCAGAAAUCGAGAUAUAUCGUCGACUUAGUGAUUGUGAACCAUGAAGCCACUUUAUGUACUUUUUGGAGUCCUACUCCUCACUACUUUUACGGUUGCGAAGCUGGACAUCCGCAACCGAUUUGGUAUUACACCGAUCGUGGAAAAACUCCAAGAGGCGCAUGAUCGAUUGCACGAUAACAUCUUCGGGGAAAAAGUAGUGGAUUCACCAGCUGCCAGUGAAACAGCGGACAACUCUGACGGGGUUGACACCCCCGAUGCCUCUGAAGAUGCACAACCCGAGUCUGAGGUAUCCACUGACGAUGAGCAACCAGAGUCUGAUGCCCCCACUGACGAUGCACCUGAAACACCUGCUGGUGACAACGAAGAAUCUGAGCCUCAGGUCGACAUCCCUAAUCGAUCUGGGAUUGCACCCAUCUUGGAAAAAUUGCAAGAGUCCAAAAAUAAAGUAGCAGAGAACGUGGGCAAAUUGCAAGAGGCGGGCCAAAAGCUUCAGGAUGAUAUCGUGGAAAAAUUGCGAGCAGCGCGUCAAAAACUUGAAGAUGGCAUCUUGGAAAAAUUGGAAAAGAUCCGUCAAAGACUGCACGACGAAACCGCUGAACCUAAAGUUCAACCGAUAGUCGAAAAAUUGCAAGAGGCUCGCCAGAAACUUGAAGAUGACAUCUUGGAAAAAUUGUUAGAGACGCGCCAAAAAUUGGCCGAUGCUACUGCCGAAAGUAAAGUAGCCGCGAACCUGGAGAAAUUGCGAGAGGCACGCCAAAAACUUGAAGAUGACAUCCUGGAAAAACUGCAAGAGGCGCGUCAAAAACUUCACGAUGGUACCGCCGAAAAUAAAGUAGCACCGAUCGUGGAAAAAUUGCAAGAAGCCCGUCAAAAACUUGAAAAUGACAUCGCGGAAAAAUUGCAAGAGAUACGCCAAAGACUGCAGGAUGAAAUCGAGGAAAAUAAAGAAGAACCGAACUUAGGAAAAUUGCAAGAAGAGCUUCAAAAACUUUUAGAUGAUAUCUUGGAAAGUAAAGUGGCACCGAUCUUGGAAAAAUUACGAAAGACGCGUCAAAAACUACAUGAUGCAAUCUUCGGAAAUAAAGAAGUUGAUGCCGUUGAUGGCUCCGAUGCACAACCCGACUCUGAUGUAUAUACCGACGAUGGACAAGCCGAAUCUGAUGUCCCUGCUGAAGACGCGCCUGAAAUACCGGCUGAUGAAAAUAGCGCUGAAGAUGAAUCACCAGCACCAGAAGAAUCUGAACCCGAAUCUCCGGUAGAGUCGAAUGCCUCUGAUAACUCCGACGCCUCUAACGAUGCACAAACCGAUUCCGAUGUAUCUGCUGACAAUGGACAACCGGAGGCUGAUGCCGCUGCUGACGAUGCACCUGAAACACUUAUUGAUGACAACAAUGCCGAUGGAGAAUCUCCAGCACCAGUCGAAUCUGAACCCGAAUCUCCAGCAGAUUCUAACGACCCUGACGUUUCUGACGCAUCCGAUGCCUCUGACGGUUCUGACGCCUCUAACGACGCACAAGCCGACUCUGAUGCACCUGCUAACGACGGGCAAUCGGAAGCUGCUGUACCUGCUGAAGACGCACCUGAAACACCUGCUGAUGACAAUAAUGCCGAGGAAGAAUCACCAGCACCAGUUGAAUCUGAACCUGAAUCUCCAGUAGAGUCGAUCGACUCUGACGCCCCCGAUGCCUCCGACGAUGCACAAGCUGAUUCUGAUGCAUCUACUGACGAUUCACAACAAGUGCCUGAUGCCGCUGUUAACGACGAGCCUGAGAAACCUGCUGAAGACAACGAUGCCGACGAAGCAUCACCAGUUCCAAGCGAAUCUGAACCUUCCGAUGCACAAUCCGACUCGGAAGUAUCUACUGAUGAUGGACAACCGGAGUCUGAUGGCGCUGCUGACGAAACACCUGCAGUUCCUGACACACCUGCCGAUGGCAACGACGCUGAGGAAGCAUCACCAGCACCAGGUGAAUCUGAACCUGAAUCCCCGGCAGGAGAAGCUGAUCCAUCUGAGGAAACUGGAAAUCAACCUGAUAAACCAGCUCAUAAACAUCAGCGUGGAUGGCGCCGCGGAGGACGCCGUUGGGGCAGACGAGGAGAUCGCCGUUGGGGCAGACGAGCAGGUCGUCUUUGGGGUAGACGAGGAGGCCGCCGUUGGAGCCCUCGGUUAAUUCGUUCUUGGCAGGCACGUGUACCGGGCAGUCAACAAUCUAAGAAGCCGAGCAUCAGGAAUUUAGCCUUGAAAGCUCUUAAGGCAAGGCAAGCAAGAUUGGGUCGUGCCAUAAAUAUACUUGAACGUCGAAAUUAACACGAUUAAUUACGACGAAAUAAAUAAUCAUUAUUUAUCAGCA
This is a messenger RNA of Hermetia illucens (black soldier fly), 2389 nucleotides long. Its product is annotated as surface protein-like. The transcript has 2 exons. The record is from RefSeq and is a predicted model, not a curated record. The coding region runs from base 79 to 2346 and encodes 755 amino acids. NCBI's taxonomy places the organism in Eukaryota, Metazoa, Arthropoda, Insecta, Diptera, Stratiomyidae.